CAUCGCUGACAGUCCCCAUCGCUGUCACCCAUUGCUAAUUUUUCCGCUUUGUCUUGAUUGCAAUUUGGUGUCUUUGGUGGGAGUGUAUUUGCGGAAUAAUCGUCCACGACAGUUCUCCUCGGUACACAUUUUUAUUGAAAGAAAACAAGAACCACUGUACAAAGCAAUUUACGCCAAUCGUCGUCCACAGAGGAAAGUCAUUUUGAUUUCAGUCACGUAGAAGACUUGAACUCAAGACAGCUGGAAAGGUGAAGGUCUUUCAUUUUACAAAACCCGAUACGACGCGUUCCGUGCAGCUUAAAGCGCUUGCAAAUGGCCUGCGCUUAAUUCUACGCGGACAGACGAGCAAUUUUACAGAAGCAAGAGUUUAAGAGCUGAAUGAAAACUAUAUUAAUGUGUCGAUCGCUUCAGCUUUGCAGCCAAUGUAUUAUUGCAACCUGCUUUUAUAAAAGUGUGGUCGCUGGUUUACGUAGUUCAACUUGAUAACUUUGAUUGGUAAUUCAAAUCUUUCAUCGAGGGAUCCUAGGUCACUGACAAAAAUCAACUUUCUUCUUUCCAUCUUUUACUUAAGACUUAAUUUCAUCUCAUGUUAAUAUAUUGCAUUUUUGGCUUUUAUAGAGCUGGAAGGUUUGGAAAAUAAAACAAUGUUUAAAUGAUAGGUUUCAAUAAGCUCAUAGUGAUCCCGAACAAUAAAAGCUAGGGGUAGCAUGAGAUGUAAUUUGCUGAUUUUGGUAACACUUAGAAUGCUCAGGAUGGAACACCAACGUUUUAUUUUGAUGGACAAGUAAUGGCCAAGUUCAUGACACACUUUUCGAUUAAAGGCAUCUCCCAUAAUGGGUACGAAAUAUCUAUUCACCAUUUUUGCAUAUCAGUUUUCUACCCUUUGGGGUGGGGAAGGGGGUGUAUGUGCCACUCAACAGGGUACAGUUUUCACUUUUUGACUCUGGAAAAGGGUGUGAAAAUCACCCUUCAUCUCUGGAAGAGGGGAAAAUGUUACUUCAGCAUGACUCCAGAACAAAAAUUAUUCAAUUUUUUUUGCAUAAUGUUAUCCCUGACUAUUCUGAUUAAGCUUUGAUGCAAAACUAUGCUGCCUUCAUCACCCAAGUAAGUUCUUCUUGCAUAAGCUAUAAUAUGUACCUUUUUUUCCCGUAUUGCCUGAAGAAGGAUUUCUAUUAUCUCAAGCAGGGGCACAACUUCAGAUCUCUCUUUGUCUGGAAAAGGUCUAGAGGCUUUAAGUCUCAGCAUCUGCCCCCCAACACCCCCACUCCGUAGUAAAUUUCAGAGAAUACCCCUAUGGGACAUUACAGUCUUCCCACAAGAACUUGAAAACAGUGCUUAUGCAAUAAUUAAUUUGGUGGACAAGCGUCACUGGUCUGUUAUGGGCAAUGUGAAAGUAAUGAAUCAUUAUUCCAAGCUGUUCCUCUAUGAUAGCUAUAAUAAUUCCAUUUCCCAGUGUGUCUUAAAAUGUGUGUCUUAUAUGUCUUAAAACGUAUGGGUACAUGUAUGUAGCAUCGUCACAAUGCCUGUCUCCAAUAGAUUUUGUUUAAUAUAGGUAGUGUGUACGUAUUAUGCAUUUCUUUGCUGUAAAAAAAUAUGCUGUUGCUGAUGCUGUCUUCCUUUAGUGUUCAAUCCCCUGGAGGCAUUUUUUCUUUUUCUUUUCUUUUUUUUUUUUUUACAAAAGUCCACUUGUUUUACAGAUAUUUAAGGGUAGUUGUCUACGAUGAAAAAAUAUAUAGCAACGCUUCACCUCCCAGCCUGAGAAAACAGCCAUUAUUUUGUGAUGCUACCAUUGGUUUCCCCUGGAAAUGUCAAACAAGUGGUGGCGUUGCAAAAUACCGGCAGAUUUCUCAGGCUACCAAUCCCAGUCCCUCCCAUAGUAUAUGUUAUUAUCAUGGCUGAAGAUAUAUUUCUUUCUCAGUUUUUUUUAAACAGAUCCAUUGUACAAUCCAUUGAGUUUGAAUUGGUAGGAUCCUAGCAACAUAGUCACUGUAGUGAUAAAUGCCAAGAUGUCAGAAAUUGUGGAGUGUAUAUCCUGGAUUGUUUCAAAGACCUGUUGGAGUUUGGGAGUAUUUGCACUUUUUGUCGCUAAACGGAUGGCUGACUUGUUUGGAUUAAUGUUUAACAUCCUUGCAUGUCUGACCAUUGUGCGGCUGCCAUGCAUGUGCAUGCAAUUCAGCAACAUGGACUCGUGGUGGGACUGGAGGGUAAAGGGCUUUGUUCAUUUUGCAUUUUUCCUAAUUGACAUCCCAUUUAUUCUGAUGGGUUUGUUUAUGAUUUUCAUAACCUGCGGGCUUAUUCUUAUUCCAUUCUUCAAUGACAUGAAACAGGAAAAUAUUUCAUUUAGUACACUUAAAGGACCAGACCAUGGAAUAUAUUGUUUGAAUGCAUUUCAGCUUCAUUUAUUAGUUGGCUUAUAUUUUUUCCGCUUUAUCUGUGAUGUCCUCUGCAUACCAUUGGCAGUCAUUUGUGUGCUCUCUUGGAGAAGCUGCAUUUUUAUUAACAAACUUGGAAAGAAGAACUAUUCCUGGAGUGACUGGGGAUGGAGAAAGCUCUGUGUUGUGCAAUGUCUGCAACUUCUGCUUGACAUUCCUUGCAUUUUUAUUGGCUUCAUGGUCAUGAUCACUUGGCGUGCCCCAUUUCUGAUCAAAAGAGUCAAAGAACGAAGAGAUGAAGAUGAUGAAAAGUGGAACCACUGGAGGUUUGAAGUUUUUCCAGAAUUCUUUUACAUUUUUGUUGACUUAGUUUGCAUAAUCUGCCUGCUUUUCACUAUGUUAACUUGGAGAGCACCUCUGCUGAUAAACAAACUACGCCAUGCCCCAAAAAAGCAAUGGAAGAUACGAGAAAUCAUGGUCACCCAACUGUUGUUGGUAUUCGUCGACCUGCCAUGUAUUUUUUGUGCCUUGAUUGUGUUUAUUACUGUAUGGAGAAUUCCAAACUUUAUCAGAAACUGGGAACAAGAUGAAUGGAAAAUUCGAGCCAAUUGUAUUUGUCAAGUGGGAAUGCUCUUCAUUGACUUUGGCUGUUUAUUACUCAGUUUUAUUGUCAUUUUAACCCUUUGGAGACUCUAUCCAUUAAUUUGUGACAUAAGAAAAUACUGGUCAAGACCAAAACAAGAAAGGUCGUGGAAAAUACGAAAAUCUAUAUGCAAGAAUGUCGCAUUCCUAUUUGUUGACAUACCAGCCAUUUUUCUUUGCUUCAUCAUUUUAGUAACAGUUUUUCGCUUCCCAAAGCUGCUGUCCAAACUUUUUCAAGCUGGUAAUUUCUUCAUGGAGUUUGCUAUUACAGUAUUCUUUGAAUUUGCCAUGUUGGUUGUGGAUAUCUUCUUCGUGUUUUUGUUUUUGGUGUUAAUGUGCCUCAGGCCAAUCGAGAGCUGGGUUCAUCUUCUUGAAGAUGAGGAGCAUAGAAAGAACCGUCUUCUGAAACAUUACAUCCAGUGGGUCCCUGAUAUCAUUGACAAGCGCUUCAAGGUGCGAAGAGAAAUGGAAGGAAUUUUCUCAACGUGCUUGAAAAAUAACUUGGGAGAACGUAAGCUUCGAGAACACCUGAUCGAAAUCAGUGACGACUACUUGGAUGAACUGGAAUGGAUUCGGCAGAAAAUUAAGAAAUAUGAGCUUGAUGAAGGAUUCAGUCACUUGAUUAAUAUGGCAAAGUGGUGGGAGAAAAAGCGUAUCAAUAAACUAGUGCGACUGUAUAGAUGUGAGAUGAAUUUUUUGGCCCGCCCCAACAUUUCCAUCCACAAUUCCAACCUCUCCAAAUACAGAAACGAGAUGAUCCUGUUUGAGAGUCACGUGACUAUGCAGUAUCGCGAAAUUGAAAAAUACGCCAUUCCAAAAGUACCGCUGUGGAGUGAGGAAUGCGGGCUCAAGACGCGAACGCGCAAAGAAACUCAGCAAGUUUUGGUCAAGUGUCUUCCCAGCGGACGGUUCGUGAUUUCAGUGCUGAUACUGCUGAACCUGAUUUUGAUUUACCGCGGUCCCAGCUUAUUGAAGAACCUCUGUCGCCGGUGGUACGAUCGCAAAAAAAUAGUCUAUGAUUCCUGCAAAGAAUACCUUUAUGAUUUCAUCACCGUUUGCAGAAUCUUACUGGUAAUCGUCUUUCUGUACCGUGCGCCUUUCUUAAUCACCGACAUCACCAGGGACAUAUUUUUUAAACAGAGCUGGCGAGCUGUGCGGGAAACAGUGAAGAAGUACCCCGCCUUAAUUUUAGAAGACAUCGUUGACCUCAUAAGCUGUAUUUUCAGCUGGGAAAGCGUUCGUUUUCUGUUUACGGCGCUUCUGUUUGGUCUUCUAAUGCCCGCGGAUCUGUUCUUAACGAUCAUGAAAUUUAUAUUUUCCAAGAAUUGCGCAUAUUUCCUCACAGCCGUCUUGUACAUCAUCUUCUUGGCGUUUCCCUUUCUUCUUCCAUUUUAUAUCAGUGGGAAACUUGAUCCAAACCUUGUCACUAUUGUCAUCGGCGUAUUUGCGUUCUUCCUCCUGUUGGCUUUGAUCGGCAUGGUGGUUGUUUUACUCAAGAAAGAGGCUUUGCUCAACAGAAGGGAUGAUGCCCCUAUCAGAAGGGAUGAUGCCUCUAUCAGAAGGGAUGGUGCGCGUAACAGAAGAGAUGAACCGGGACUGUUAAUCAAGCCUACCCCUUAUGAUUACAUCCGCUUUAACUGGACAAACAUUCACGUGAUCGCAAUGGAAGUCGUUGAAUUUUUGCAGUUGCUGGCGCUGGUAUUUGCUGUAAGUGACAUUCCCAUGUUGGGUGCCAAGACCUUAAACACUGCGUCCCAGUACUUGUUACUUAAUUUUGCCUCGUUCGAUGUGAAGCUUUGGCUUUCGUUCAUUAUAUUCGUUAUCUGGUUCUUCUGUUGUGGUGCGCCCGUGAUUCUUGAGAACGUUUUGGAGUAUCUACCCAAGGGAUCAUGCGCAAAGCAUGUUGGAUGGACUCUAUUUCUGUCCUUAUUCGCCAACACCUUAUUUGUGACAAUUGUGGAGAGUUUUUUGGCAUUUGUUGCAUGCAAGACACAAGACUGUCCCACAAUCAACGUCACGGUGACUACCAAUGCAAGUCAAAAUAGCUGCUUUCCCGCCGUCCUCUACGAGGACGAGACUAUAGAAUGCUGGGAAGGAAAUCACAGAGCAAUCGCCUUUCUUGGCCUGCUGGGAUUGGUUUGGUACUCCACUACAGCCAUCAUAUUCGGAACCAAAUACGGUGAUGUGACUCAUCCGAGUCAGGAUCUUGAAUUUUCCCCUGUCUACAACAUCUUUUUGAAUUUUGCCAAAGCAGUGAUGGUAGGAGUAGUUGUUUUGGCCAUGGCUAAGCCCUAUGUUGUGUUGUCUUUCCUAGUCUUGGCUAACCUGGCUGCAAUAAUUUUUACCCUGGCUUUCAGAAAAAUAUUUCAUUUUGAUCUUUCUAAUUCCUUUGUUUUGAUUAUUUGGCGUACUGUAACCUUUAUCUGUGCUUGCGUCGCUGCGGUUUCUGCCGUUGUGGCCAAACAAAGGAAUGAUCCCGACUCUUUUGUUCCUCUUGGGAUUUUUCUCGGCGGGUGUGGCGUGGUUAUUAUUAUCGCUCUGAUUGUGUCAAUUGUCUUGAGAAAGCCAAGAACUCCUGUGGAAAAUCAAAGACGGAUGUUUCGUCAAGACUUGCUGGCGCUUGAAGCCAAACUUGUGAAAGAAAAUUUCAUGAUCAAUUCUUGGACAAAAAGCCGCGCGCAGUGGAAAAGACUGGUCAAAAAUGUCUACGAAGCACAAAAGAAUGACCGUGGGAUAUCCCCUUCGGUCUGGUCACACCUUGAAAUUUCACCUCCACCACCACCCCAAGAGGAAAGACGCAUACCAGACGCAGAGCCGAGUACAUCAGCUCCUCUUCCCCCUCCACCGGCGUAUGAUGAUUUGUUUCCUAACAUCAUGGGACCCUAUGGUAUUCCACCUCCACCCUAUACCACAGAGAGCGAUGACGUUUCGAUAGGAAUAGCUGAAACUGAGCAAGCGCCCGCACCUCCUCUCCCUCAGGCCACAGGAAAACAGCCUAAAGAACAACCGGCUAUUUCUGAUGGCAACUCGACGAAGAUAUCAUUCACAAAUGACACGAGUAGCCUGGACUCUAUGGAACAAGUGCCUGAAGUUUCGUUGCCUUUCCCGCCAUACCCAUUGGAAUAUCGGGUGAGAAUAAGAUGUACCUUACGUAGCUUACAUAGCGUAUGAGAUAUAGGUUAAACAUAAAAUAUGCGACCUGAGACAAGAGCGAGGAAAAAAGUGAAUAAUAUACUUUGAUGAAAGCACAGGUAAUCCAAGCUCUAUGAGUCUGUUGACCUUUGUAACGUAAUCUCUGAGCACCGUGAUGACAUUUCACAAUAACGAAAAUGUAAGGAUUUGCAUGGGGAAAUGAUAUGGGAUUCUCCUGGUAAAAUUAAGGUUAACUUUACCAUCAUUAUUUUUCAAUAAAUAUCGCUUACCUUGAGUCCUUUCUUUGUCUUUUUGUGUUUUCUAUCGGUGUAACAGCGGUUGGAACUGAAUCCUUGUGAAAUGGCCCCAGAUCGACCCGAAAUCAGCCGGAAUGUCAUCUCGGCGCUAAGAGAUUACGGAUACUCGUAGAGCUUGGGCUACCUGUGCUGAAAGAAGUGAUAAAUCAGGUUGCAGCAAAUUGUCUGAAUUACUGACUUCUGAUUGGACACAAUUACGCGGGAGUCACGCCAUACAUGGGCGUUACUUCACGUGCUGCAAAACUAGCUAGUUUGCGCUGGUCCGGUAAAACUCCCAACAUGUACAGAUUUUGUUGCAAUAAGUAGAACUAUUCUCUACAUUCUGCAACAACUUUUCGCAAACUGCAACAACCUGAUUUGUUGCAAGACAUGUAAUGCUGAGGUCAAACGCAAGAGUUGAAAUUCAGUAGUGUAGGCCCGGAUAAUUAAAUGUCCAACAAAGCCAAAAAACUGGGUUUUUCCUACCUUUUUUAGCAUCACUCUAGACUACUAAAUUUCAAUACAAAGGCGAAGUUUUGUGGAAGGUAAGGCGGAGGACGAACGAUAGGUUCGCAGCUACAGGAAGCACACACUGAAUGGCAGGCCACAUAUCUACAUCUACAUCUACAACUUUAAUCUUUUACGGUUUCCCAUUACUAGGUAUUGUCUGCUAUAGCUCACAGCAUUGACAUAGUAAGUAACAAAGUCAAAAUGGAUCAGUAUUGAACAAUACCUUGUGUUCCUUGUCAAAUUAGAGUCACGAGAAACUAAGAAAGUUUUCCAAUCUUCCGUUUUCUUGAAUUAAAGCAGAACUUGCUCUCAUCGUUUUAGGCUUGUGUUUUAUUAUCAUUAUUAUCAUCAUCGUCAUCAUUCAUAUUAUUAUUGUCUAGUGUACUUUUUUAGGUUUCUUCUAAAGAAUGUCACCAAAAAAGCAUUUUUCUUGCUUUCUUUUCAGGACGCCUUUUCGGCUGCCAUAGCUGAAGACAGGGAAGACUGGAAACUAUGGGAUAUCAACAACAUGGAGUGUAACGGAACAACCCUUUUGCUAGUGCUGGAAAGAUACAUCCACUACUCUGCCUUCUCGUUUUCGUUCAUCGCUCAACUGCCUCUGUGGCGUUCGUCUGUGGCGCAGUGCGACUGGACGGGCCUGUUACACUGUCUUGAGGUCCUAGAAACGAACCUGACUGGAUCAUUUAACAACCCUUCCCAAGCUGACAUGUCAUUGGGUAACAAGGAUGUACCUUUUCUUAAGCUAGAGCCGGAUAUCGAUACUGAAGAGCCUCCAGUUUAUGUCCCUGAGUCACGUGAUCCCGAAGUGAUCCGAGCGCUGUCCGACGAAGAACGAACGCGAGCGCUUAACGACGUUAAAGCGGUCGGCGAGUUCGGCGAACAGUGGGCAGAACUUUUGGACAAAGUGCUCCCCACGAAACCAGUCAUACGGAUGUGGCGCUGGGAUGAAGAGCUGAAAAUGUUCCAUGUUUAUCUGCGUAGGCCCAUUCAGGGUGUUAUAACAGAGUUGGGACCAAGAGGAGUAAAGAUGGCGAGAGGAGCUGCCAUUGCACUACCAAAGCACAUUCAAGGGAGGUUUUUAGGUGCUCGCAUUACUUUUGACAAAGGAUUUGAACCUAAAGGCAAAAAAGGUCCUGUUAGCGUGGCGGUGACAGAUCUUGGGUUGAUGAAAACUGAGGACAAGAUGUACGUAACAGCUCAGGGAAAGAAGCUUCCAUACGACAAAGCUCUAGAUAGCAUGAAAACGGUGACUUGGAAAUAAACUGGGUAUGUGCACUGCAAACGGGAGUCUCUUCAGGAGAUGGGAAAGAGAGAGACCCUGGGACUGAGUAAGGUCAUCAGCCUGCAUAUCAAGCCAUUCCUUUGUGCGGUAUUUUUAGUUCCAGUUGUCCUUAGGGCUGCACAUCCUGACUAAACAGACAAUACAUGAAAAAUACAUUGUUAAAAUAGCUACUGAAAUAAUGUUUUGUACCCAGACAAUUGUCGAAGAACUAUAGAAUUUGGGAUAGAAUUUGACUAAAGAGCUUCGUAUGUUUAAUUGUUCAAAGAGUUAUUUAUACUACGAGUAGUCCCCAUUUUUCCUCAGGGAUAGUAGAGCGAGGAAUGAUUUUCACGCGCUCUCGCGUUUCCCUCGCUCUACUAUCCAUGAGGAAAAAUGGGGACUAUUCGUAGCCUAAGUCUUAGUAGGCUGUCUUGUCCGAUCGUCUAGUAGGGGUCAUAGUCACUUGAUAAACCGAGCGGAAGAAGUGGUCGCAUUGAUUGCGCCACGUAAUAUGAAGCGCCAGUCCUCAACUCAUUAUUAAGAACGCUUCUUUAGGGUGUGCACUAGCCUGUGCCAGGCUCUCAGAUAGUAUAGUGCGGACGUAUUAAAACGAGCAGAGCGAAAAUAAGACGCGCGCGACUUGGGAAAGGGGGCGGUGGCGGCGCGAAAGAUGGGAGAGAGUUUCUCCCCAGCCCCCGCGCGUUUUUCGCAUUUCUUUUUACACCUUAUUACUGAACGACUUUUCACCACUAUCUUGGAGCCUGGGACAGGCUACAUUUGCACCACCUGGGUAAUCAUCAAAUGCAAACCGAUUUCAUUUAAUCAAGAACAUUUAUCAUUGCGUUCAUAAUUUCCACUGAGUGGUUGUACGUAAAUACUCGUAGUUAGAUCUGAUUGUUGCUAUUAGUGAGUUUACGCAACAGGACGGCAGAAAGAAGAGGACGACAAAACGCUUGAGUGUGACAAACUUGCGUGUUUUGUCGGGAAUUCACUUAACAUUAGUGGCUCUGCUACAAAAAAUGUGUUUAAAGGAAAGUUUCAGAGGUUUUGGCGGAUUGUCACACAAGGUUCGCCGUCGUCUUUUCUCUUCCGUGCUGUUGCGUAAGUUCACUAUUGUUUCGUUCUCAGAACGACAUUUAUUUCUCUGAUGAAAGGGAAUUUUUCAGUGUUAUGGUAGAAGAAGACUUCAAUAUACUACUUAAACUAGUUAUAGCUAUCGCCAAGUGCCAACCAGCAAAGAUUUUACCUAUACACGUGCGCUGUUUAAUUUGUUUAGAAAUGUGUGAAAUACAGUAAUUGAUGAAAUAGAUUGAAUUUAAUUCGAAAUGCAUUGAAAAUAGACCAGAGUUAAAGCAAGGGGCACA
This is a messenger RNA of Porites lobata, 9577 nucleotides long. The record is from the annotation of a GenBank genome assembly. NCBI's taxonomy places the organism in Eukaryota, Metazoa, Cnidaria, Anthozoa, Scleractinia, Poritidae.